Molecule: messenger RNA, 576 nt
Organism: Leishmania major strain Friedlin
Lineage: Eukaryota; Euglenozoa; Kinetoplastea; Trypanosomatida; Trypanosomatidae
Product: putative amastin-like surface protein
Exons: 1
Coding region: 1-576 (191 amino acids)
Source: RefSeq, a predicted model, not a curated record
AUGAAGCGCAGUAUCCCCCUCGUUGUCUACGUGGUCGUGCAGUUCGUGGCGUUCCUUCUGGUGCUGGCGGGCACGUCGGCUGAUAUGUUCCGCAUCCCGAGGGGCUCUCUUCCAACACUUUGCAUCACCCUGUGGGGACUUAGGUUAACGUGCAACUCUUCAGGAUAUGCUGCCUAUAUCGAUGCUACGUUUCGUCCUUGCCCUCACCGUAUCGCCCGUUUCCGCCUUGCGCAGGCGUUCGCUCUCAUCUCCAUCCUUGUGUACGGCGCGGCCUUUGUCCUGGGCUUAGUUUUGCUGUUUUACUGCUCUUUACUCCGCUUGGUCUGCUUGGUGCUGAACAUCGUUGGCGUGGUUACCCUGUGCGUUGUGUGGGCGGCCAUAGCGGUGACAUACAACAAGGACGACCGGUCCUUUUGCCGUGGUCUCAAAGUGACCGGCCAUUAUGCUGCCGGAUUCUUUCUCUUGGUGGUGGCCUGGAUACUGGAUAUCCUCAACAUCAUCUUCUUGCUGCUUCCGUUGCAGAUGAGGGGAUCACAGGACUGUGCAAACUCGAUGGACUACACAGAGCAAGACUAA